Molecule: messenger RNA, 2184 nt
Organism: Mustela erminea (ermine)
Lineage: Eukaryota; Metazoa; Chordata; Mammalia; Carnivora; Mustelidae
Gene: ZP2
Product: zona pellucida glycoprotein 2
Exons: 18
Coding region: 13-2184 (723 amino acids)
Biological process (GO): binding of sperm to zona pellucida; prevention of polyspermy
Cellular component (GO): egg coat
Molecular function (GO): acrosin binding; structural constituent of egg coat
Source: RefSeq, a predicted model, not a curated record
CUGGCUGAUUUGAUGAUACAUUUGGUCAUGGCGUGCAGACAGAAGGGAGCGUGUGGGAGCCCCUCAAGCUGGUUUAGAGCAGAUUGGAGCACCUACAGGUCACUUUCUUUAUUCUUCAUCCUUGUGACUUCAGUGAGCUCAACAGGUGCUUUUCAGUUGGGAGAUCCUGUCUUCCCAGGUACUGUCAUUUGCAAUGAAAAUAGAAUGGUAGUGGAAUUUCCAAGCAAUCUGGGCGCCGAAAAAUGGCAUGCAUCUGUGGUGGAUCCCACUAGUUUUAAAUCAUGGAACUGCAUUUCCAUCCUGGACUCAGAAAAGCUCACCCUGAAUGUCCCAUAUGAGACCUGUACCAAGAGAGUGCAUGGCCAGCACCUGAUUGCCAUCGGUCUCCUGGACAACACUACUGCUUUACCAUCUACGACUUUCAUAUAUCACAUCAGAUGUCCAGUUGCACAAGCAGAAGAAACCCAGGAGCAUGCCGGAUCCACUAUCUGCACAAAGGAUUCCAUGUCUUUUACCUUCAAUGUUAUUCCAGACAUGGCUGAUGAAAAUUCGGAUUCCAAGACUCUGCUGAGAUGGAUCUUGGAGAUUGGUGACGGUGCAAAAGUCCAAACUCUGACUUUGCAGGAGGCUGUGACCCGAGGAUAUAGUAUCUUCUUCGACGAGAAACAAAAGCUGAGCAUCCAAAUGCCAUUCAAUGCCAUCGGAGUGACUGACUAUGUGCAAGGUAACAGGCACCUCUACACUGCACCUCUGAAGUUGAUACAAGAAUCUACUGGGCAGAAGCUCAUCUUAACAACACGAGUGCUUUGUAUAUCAGAUCCCGUGAACUGUAAUGCCACACAUGUGACGGUCACCAUACCGGAGUUUCCUUGGAAGUUGACCUCUGUGAGCUUUGAAAACAGGAGCUUUGCUCUAAGCCAGCUGCAUGACCAUGGGAUCCAUAAGGAAGAAUCCAAGGGCUUGAGAUUGCACUUCAGCAAAACCCUACUCAAAAUCAAAUCCUCUGAAAAAUGCCUACCCCAUCAGUUCUACUUAGCUUCACUCAAGCUGACCUUCACCUUCAAACGUGAGACUGUAUCAAUGGUAGUUUAUCCUGAGUGUGUCUGUGAGUCACCGGUUUCUGUAGUUAUAGGUGACCUGUGCAACCAGGAUGGGUUUAUGGAUGUCAAGGUCUACAGCCACCAAACAAAACCAGCUCUAAACUUGGAUACCCUCAGGGUGGGGGACUCAACCUGCCAACCUACCUUCAAGGUUCCAUCUCAAGGGCUGACAGUGUUUCAUAUCCCCCUGAGCAGAUGCGGAACAAGACAUAAGUUCAAGGACGACAAAGUCAUCUAUGAAAAUGAAAUACAUGCUCUCUGGGCAGAUCUCCCUCCACGCACAAUUUCCAGAGAUAGUGAAUUCAGAAUGACUGUGAGGUGCCAUUACAGCAGAGAUGACCUGCUAAUAAACACUGAUGUCCAAAGCCUUCCUCCUCCAGUGGCCUCUGUGAGGCCAGGUCCACUUGCCUUGAGCAUGCAAACCUACCCAGACCAAUCUUACCUUCGACCUUAUGGGGACAAGGAGUACCCUGUGGUGAGAUACCUCCGCCAACCAAUUUACCUGGAACUAAGAGUCCUUAAUAGGGCUGACCCCAAUAUCAAGCUGGUCUUAGAUGACUGCUGGGCAACACCCACUGUGAACCCAGCCUCACUUCCCCAGUGGAAUAUUAUCAUGGAUGGCUGUGAAUACAAUCUAGACAACCACAGAACUACCUUCCAUCCAGUUGGUUCAUCUGUGACCUAUCCUAAUCACUAUCAGAGGUUCGAUGUGAAGACCUUUGCCUUUGUAUCCGAGGCCCAAGUGCUCUCUAGCCUGGUCUACUUCCACUGCAGCGCGUUAAUCUGCAAUCAACUUUCUCCAGACUCCCCUCUGUGUUCUGUGACUUGCCCUGUGUCAUUCAGACACAGGCGAGCCACAGGUACCACUGAAGAAGAGAAAAUGAUAGUAAGUCUCCCGGGACCCAUCCUCCUGUUGUCAAAUGGCUCUUCACUCAGAGAUGCUGUGGACUCGAAACAGCCCAAGGCUGCCGGAUAUGUUGCUUUUAAGACUAUGGUGGUUGUGACUGCCUUAGCAGGCCUGCUGGCAACUCUAGGCCUCAUUAGCUACCUCCGCAAGAAAAGAAUCAUGAUGUUAAAUCACUAA